AUGGGGGAAAUGCCCCAGGGAACCGGUGCCUCUGGCGCCAAGAGGGCAAAGACGUCGCCGGCGCCGCCGGUAGCCUCCCUCGGCGUCGACCUGCUCCGUGAGAUCCUCCUCCAGCUCCCCGACAUGGCGUCGCUCGCCAGCGCCGCUCUCACCUGCAAGCUCUGGCACGGCGUGGCCUCCGACCCCACCGUCUUCCGUCGCUUCGACGCCCUCCGCCGCCCCCCACUCGUCGGGUUCCUCCUAACCGACCGCGGUGAUAUGCCCUUCCCCCUCCGUUCCCCCAACAUGCUCUUCGUGUGGGGCACCCGCAACCCCAAUCUGGCCACGGCUGCCGCAGACGGGGAUUUCCUCUUCGAGGACCUCCCUGCUGUCGAUUCGGACGCCGAGGAGAAAGGGUACGGCUGGGACGAGUGGCGCCUCCGUGGCUGUGACGGCGGUCUCCAACUCCUCUCCCGUGGCCGGCACGGGCUCGACCUCGCCGUCUACGACCCCAUCGCGCGGACAGCCGUCUUCCUCCACGUUUUCGAUGUGUUCCCCUAUUCGACGCACGUGGCUCGUUAUGCCAUUGUUGUCGACGAGUCCGACGGCUCGUUCCUGAUCAUCGGGAUAGACGAUCACGCAGCCAUCUUUUCCUCCCGCACUAGCAAAUGGACUAGAUUGGAAUGCCGCGAGCUGCGUAGUUUUUACCCGUUGCACAGUGACGGCAUGCGUGCUGGGCGGUUCGCGUACUGGCGAUCCAACACGAAGAAAGAAAGAUACCGUAAUCUCGUAGAGAGGAUCCUGGUGUUGGACACGGCCACCAUGGAAUGGUCUAUCAUCAAUGCUCCAUUCCCCGUAGGGGAGUCCUACUGUGUGGCUGACAUGCCGGAGCAUGGCGGGCUGUGCCUUGUGUCCAGCAAGGAGCAAUGCUUGCAGCUCUGGUUCCGCAACAGCAUAGGUGAAUGGGUGCUCAUGAAAAACAUCUCUUUGCUGAAUGACUGGAUGAAGAAGAUACGCCAUGAUGAAUGGAUGAAAAGGCUGCGCAUACUGGCAGUGAGGGCCAGCUAUGUCUACAUGGAAUUCUGGUCAAUAAGGAAGCCUAAUUCCUACUUUCUUGUGUUUCAUCUGAGAACCGGGAAGAUGACAGUGUUCCGUAACAACCCAGAAGACCCUCAUAGAGGUCCUGCGUUUCCAUUCUUCAUGCGCUUGGAGCCUCUGCUUGGACCAGAUGAGGGUCAGAAUGUCCGUCUUAACGGUGUUUGA
Miscanthus lutarioriparius is the source of this 1242-nucleotide messenger RNA. The record is from the annotation of a GenBank genome assembly. Lineage: Eukaryota; Viridiplantae; Streptophyta; Magnoliopsida; Poales; Poaceae.